Carassius gibelio (silver crucian carp) is the source of this 4237-nucleotide messenger RNA. RefSeq names its product Krueppel-like factor 8. Gene Ontology annotation, biological process: regulation of transcription by RNA polymerase II. Gene Ontology annotation, molecular function: RNA polymerase II cis-regulatory region sequence-specific DNA binding; DNA-binding transcription factor activity, RNA polymerase II-specific. The transcript is spliced from 6 exons. The coding region runs from base 319 to 1608 and encodes 429 amino acids. Lineage: Eukaryota; Metazoa; Chordata; Actinopteri; Cypriniformes; Cyprinidae. The record is from RefSeq and is a predicted model, not a curated record.
AAAAGAGAACCAAUGAAUUAAGUUUCCAGUAAAAGGAAGCCCCAUACACAUCAGAAGCUAAAAGGUGAGUGUGAAUAAAAAUGCUUUUAUGGUCAUAUAAUGGUGAUGGCAAAAUAUCAGUAGAAGUAUUGCAUAACUCCUUUGCAGCUGCAAAAUCAGGUCAUUCAGAACACAUCUCAUGGUAUUGACGUCACAGCCACGAGAAAUUAACAUAAGAUCGCCCACAUUUAUGGCCCGCCCAGCUGAGAAACUAUAGGAGGUUAAUAUUAUUUUUAAUGAUCAGAAGCAGAGCACAGGGUUAUUUUAUUCUGUAUCUAGAUGUGGGGGAAAUCUAUCAAACGCUGUGCUGUUCCUGGCUGUAGGAUCGAGCCCGUGUCUCUGCACAGCCUCCCAAAGGAUCCCAGCAUCAGAAACGACUGGCUGAAGUUUCUCUUUACCGACGUCCCUGAUCGUUUCAGUCCGACCCUAACCAUCUGUUCAGCGCAUUUCAGCACGGACUCAUUUGUGAACCUAUCACAGUUUAAUGCAGGCUAUGCAAGUAAACUCUUACUGAAGGAAGGAAGAGUGCCGACUGUUUUUGUCUCGACACCAAACCCGCAUUCCUGUCAGACGAGUCCGAAGAAAUCCAGUGCAGCCACCUCUGAGCCUGUUGAGGAGAUGCCAUCCAUACAAAUCAAGCCGGAGCCAGAGGAGGUGGAGUGUAUGGUGAAAGAAGAGCCCUUAGACGAAUAUCCUGAGCCUACAAACCUCAAAAUCGAAUCCUCGCCCCCUCCGCUCCAUGACAUCAGCACACAACACAACACUGAUGACCAGACGGAACCCGUGGACCUCUCGCUUAACAAGCCCCGCCCUUUCCUUCCAGUAGCCACGGCAACCUCCUCCCCUGCAAACCCGCCUCCUCACAACAUCACGGCGAGCGCCACCAUCCCGGCGGUGCUGUCGCCGGGCUCCAUCCUGGCGUCCACGCAAGGGGUCGGAGGUCAGCAGAUCCUGCAUGUCAUCCACACCAUACCCUCUGUGAACAUGCCCAGUAAAAUGGGGCAGCUGCAGACCAUCCCUGUGGUGGUGCAGUCCUUACCGGUGGUCUACACAACCAUACCCACAGACGGAGUGGCUACCGCCGCCAUUACAGUGCCUCUCAUCGGAAGCGACGGGCGGUCGGAGGGAUCAGUGCGUAUAAAGCCAGGCUCAACCUCUCCAGUUGAGUAUCAGUCUGAAAGUGAUGCUGAAAGCGGCACAGAGUCUGGAUCGGCCUCUUUCAGCACUAAAGGGAUGGAACCCAGUAUGAAUACAGAUGUGGACAUCCAAGUUGACCCUGACUCACCAGACAUGAAGAGAAGGCGUGUACACAUGUGCGAUUAUGACGGCUGCAACAAAGUUUACACCAAGAGCUCGCAUCUGAAAGCCCAUCGCAGAAUACACACAGGUGAAAAGCCAUACCAGUGCACAUGGGAGGGCUGUACCUGGCGCUUUGCCCGCUCGGACGAGCUGACGAGGCACUUUCGCAAGCACACCGGCAUUAAACCUUUUCGCUGCACUGACUGCGAUCGCAGCUUCUCCCGCUCUGACCACCUGGCACUUCAUCGACGGCGCCACGUCAUGAUGUGAAACUCUUUGUGCCCCUUCCUCCCCAGCCAUCACAACUCUGACUGCUCUUUAGGAGACAGGCACGCUCAUCCAGGGGUUUCAAAUGCUAUUGACGUCACCUCCUCAAUCUCCAGAUGUGAACAGUUGUGUUAAAUAUGGAGGUAUAAGGGGUGGCACAACCAUAUUGGUUACCCCUACUGGUUAGAACAUGGCUGCAGUUUUCUGCCAUUCCUCCAGAAGCCACAAACCACCCGUCCACUGGUGACGUCCACCACCAUCUCAAUGCCUGAUCAUUUGCCAUUACUUGAAGGGACUACAAGAAAGGCAAACUGCACGAAGCACUGCUAUAACUAUAAAAGAGAAUGAUGACUGGGGAAGGUACCCCUUAUUGAGAUGAUUCUUUAAAAACAAGUACAAAAAAAUGAGAAAGUAAAGGAUUUUAUGCAAGAUGGAUGCAAGUUUGUGAGGAAAAAGUAGAAUUAUGUAAUAAAUUUGACCAUUUUAAUGAGAUGGGUGGGUUGGAGAUGCCUCAACAGCUGCCUUGUUGAAUUCUUACAUUUUAUCCAAACUUUUUGUUGUACUAAAUUUGUGUACUCAUGCUCUACAUUCAUUUUAGAGUCUGUACGUUUCUGUGUGGAUGGAAAUAGAGCUUUUGUAAAGGAAGCUGAAGAUGCCCUCUUUUAGUGUUUUUUUUUAUUUUUAUUUUUUUGAACAAAUCAGUUAGGUGUUUUUUCUGAUAUCUAUCCUAACCCAAAUGAGAAGUAGAUGCAUGGGGGCUGACAAGACUGUGAAUUUUAGUACAUUUUUUCUUGAUUAGUAUCUGUUGUCUAAUAAUCUACCCAAAAAUAGUUUGGCGCAAAAAACAGUAUUUGCUUUUUUUUUUUAAAGAUAUUUUCAUUGUAAUUAAUGACUUCUAACAGAAUUAACACCCAUCAAAAGGUGUUCUUUAUCUUUGUCUAACCUUCAGAUAUUAUUUCAUAAGGCUGUGAAAAAAGUUUGAAAAAGAGAAACGACUCUAAAUUGGGAUUUGUGUGUGUGUGUGUUUGUGUGUGUAUGUGUGUGUAUCUGUGUAUAAGCACACUUGUUUGCAUAUUUGUAAAGAAAAAAUAAUUAGAGAUAUAAUAGUAGAGAUGUCUAGAUGCAUUCUUACUUUUAGCCAAACAGAGCCUUAAUUGAAGUAAAUGUGCAAAUCUGAUUUGCGCAGAAGGUUUUCGGAGGUCCUCAGGGUUCGGUACUAGGACCCCUAUUUUUCUGAGGCACCCUGAAAAUCCCAAUUUGCACCUAGUUCACAGUGACGAAACAUGUCUUAACAGCUCCUGCCCUGAUAUCCAUGUUAUGCAAAAAUACCCCCAAAAUGUCUACAUACUCCGCAAAAUGCUGUUGAUGUUACUUGACGUUAAUGUCAAGACAAUUUUGGGCACAGUCCAUUUAAAUUUUUGAGAAGGGGGUACCUUUGACACAUUUGCUUCCCUCUAGCUAGCACUCAUAGACAUGGUCAUGGUCAUAAUUUCAAUUGCUAGCAGCUGAUUAAGUGCACAUUAAGACUUUUUUCAGAAGCAACGCUUUAUUCCAGCCUUUAAGAGUUAAAUGCAUGUCUGCAGCAGCUGCACGACCUUCAGAGAGCAAUGCAUUUGUAGAUUUUGUAUUUUUCUCUCGCUUCAACCCGAGACGUUACUAAGCACAUCUUUCUAGAAGAGUAUAUGCAUUUGAUUGCGAUCCUUUCUUUAAAAAAAAAAACUGUCCAUAGACAUACAGACAAUGAAUAAUUAAAUAGUUAAUGUACAUAAUGUAUAUAAUCUACAAAGUUCUUGAAUAAAUGUAACGGGUGGAUUUCUAUUUUUAACACUGACUAGAUAAUGUGAAAUACUCGGUUUCGUUUUUUUUUUUUUUUUUUUUGAAAUGUAAUUUUUUUUUAUCCCUUGAAAUGAGUCCCUUUUGUGUUGUACACCCCAAAAGUGUUGCAUGGAGAAUAUAUAUAUAUAUAAUUUUUUUUUUUUUUUGGUGAAGUUGUUGAGCAUGUCAAAACAUUGUUGCCCUAAAAGAUGUGGCCUAUAAGCAAUGAUAAUCGACAUGAAAUCCACAAAAUGUGUGCAACCACAGCCAUUUGUAACACAUGCAUGGCCUAUUUCUAAUUACUACAAGACAUGCUGGUAAAACCUUCAUAUCAUCCUAAAUUGGCAUUCUAUUCCAUGUAGGCAUAACAUUAGGAGUUGGCCCCUUAUCAAUGUUUAAGUGCCCAUGACUGAAAUUUGUGACGUUCUUGUCUAUCUGAGCACAUUUGCAUUCAUUACUUGUAUCUGAUUUGUUUAAAAUAGUGUGCUACCUUUUGCUCCAAUUAUGAAAGGGUUUGGGUUUUGUGUGAGUGUAUGUGUGCAAGUUUGAUUAUCACUUUCACAAUCAUAGGUAUUUUAUAUUGAAUGCAGUAACUUAUGGGCCAGUACUAUAUUACACAGUGCAAUGCAGUUAUCAUUAUAACAAAACAAUUAAUUAAUGUUAUUUCUUUUGUAUUUGUACAGAACAAAUGUGUAAAGAUCAGAGAGGAAAAUGCUAGCUUUUUGAUACUGUGAGAAAUGGUGUUAAAAGUAAGUUUCCCCUGUACAGUUGUGAUUACCCACUCCUUUUAUAGAAUAAAAUGUUUUUAGUGCAACAA